Molecule: messenger RNA, 2954 nt
Organism: Actinia tenebrosa (Australian red waratah sea anemone)
Lineage: Eukaryota; Metazoa; Cnidaria; Anthozoa; Actiniaria; Actiniidae
Product: ubiquitin carboxyl-terminal hydrolase 39
Biological process (GO): mRNA processing; protein deubiquitination; spliceosomal complex assembly
Molecular function (GO): cysteine-type deubiquitinase activity; zinc ion binding
Source: RefSeq, a predicted model, not a curated record
ACCAAUUCCAAGAUGGCGGAAAACACGGAGUCGGAAAAGGCAGAGAAACGUGGAUCAAAAAGACCUUUAGUAGAAGAUUACAGCGAUGAUGAUGACGAAGAAGAGAAAAAGAGAGUUAUAGAAAAGAAGGAAUAUCAGAGUAGACAUUGUCCUUACCUGGAUACUAUUAACAGACAUGUUCUUGACUUUGACUUUGAGAAGCUAUGCUCAAUAUCCUUAUCACAUAUCAAUGUCUAUGCAUGUUUGGUCUGUGGAAGGUAUUUUCAAGGUCGUGGACGGCACUCCCAUGCAUAUACUCACAGUGUUCUGGUGGAUCACCAUGUUUUUCUUAAUCUGCAUUCACUAAAGUUCUACUGUCUGCCUGAUAAUUACGAAGUAAUUGAUUCUUCCUUGGAUGAUAUCAAGUAUGUACUGAAUCCAACAUUCACAGAAGAAGACAUCAAACAAAUGGAUUCAUCAGCCAAGUUAUCCAGAGCCUUUGAUGGCACUACAUAUCUACCUGGUAUUGUUGGCUUGAAUAAUAUCAAAGCCAAUGACUAUCUAAAUGUUGUUCUCCAAGCUUUUGCUUUUGUUCCACCAAUCCGAAACUUCUUUUUGAGAGAAGAAAACUACAAAGAUAUCAAGAGACCUCCUGGAGAUAUCAUGUUUCAACUAGUUCAAAGAUAUGGAGAGUUGAUAAGAAAAAUAUGGAAUCCAAGAAACUUCAAGGCACAUGUUAGUCCUCAUGAAAUGCUUCAGGCUGUUGUUUUGUGCAGCAAGAAGAGAUUCCAGUUUACUGAGCAAGGUGAUCCUGUUGACUUCCUUUCAUGGUUUCUAAAUGCACUACACACAACACUAGGAGGAUCCUUGAAAAAGACAAACAGUGUGAUAUUUAAGUCAUUUCAAGGCCGGAUGAAAAUAUUUUCCAGAAAAGUUCCACAAACAGAGAAUGAAGAAGAGAAGGCUAAACAAAUGGGUGAAGAGGAAUAUCAGGAGAAAGUUACAGAAUCACCAUUUCUGUAUCUGAACUUGGAUAUACCAGCUUCUCCUCUUUUUAAGGAUGAACUGCAACAGAACAUUAUUCCUCAGAUUUCCAUUUUUUCACUUUUGUCCAAGUUUGAUGGAACAACUGAAAAGGAAUAUAAAACCUACAAAGAAUUAUUCAUCAAGAAGUUUGAGAUUACAAAACUUCCUCAGUACCUAAUCACUUGCUUUAGGAGAUUUGCAAAGAACACUUUUUUUACUGAGAAAAAUCCAACAGUUGUAAACUUUCCAGUCAAGAGCCUUGAUCUAGCCGAGUAUUUAUCCACUGAUCCUAAGAUCCAGGAUGCUCAUCCACACACUACAUAUGACCUUGUUGCCAACAUCUGCCAUGAAGGAGAGCCAGAGGGUGGAACAUAUCGACUGUUUGUCCUGCACAAAGGUGCCAAUAAGUGGUAUGAGUUGCAAGAUCUGCACGUCAAGGAAAUCCUUCCACAAACCAUCACCCUAUCAGAUUCCUACUGUCAGAUUUAUGAGCUUCAAAAAGAUGUCAGAAAAGCAGAAUAGGGAGCUGAUAACUCUUGGACACCUUCCAGCAAUAUUGUCUCCAGCAUGUCUGGAUUAAUAUGGUCUAAUCUUAUAUACAUGCACAGUAACUGUUCUUUAGUCCAUGAUGAACAACUAAUUGACAUGUCAAUAAACCCAAAAUCCUACUGAAUCAAUGUGCAAAGCAUCUAUACUUUUUUAUUUUAUUGUUAAAAAUACUCUUACAGUAGGUCACUCAAUAAAAACAUCAAAACCAAAUAAAAAAUAGGCCAUACCCAAAAAAAGGUUGGUUCUUAGUCAUUGUUUUACGGCUCAUGCGUCUGCAAUCAAACAAAACAUUGUCAUUAUUACAUAGCGUUAAAUAUAAUCUUCAGUGCCCCCCCAAAGAUUUUUAGCUUCCGCUGCCCCYGAUCCAGUAAGAGUAAUGUAAUAAUUUACUGCAAAUGGCCUAUAAUUUUGUUCCAAUAAUCUAGUAUGCACAGUUCUGUAACCCAUUAGUAUAGUUAGUGAGAUGUGAUCAUCAGCUUUAACGAAAUGCCCCCUAGCUUCCCCCAUUCUUUUGUAACUGCUUGUAUCAAAUAUAAGAUCGAUUGAAAUUUCAUGUGAUUUGAAAAUAUACUUUUAAAGGAAAAUUAUGCCAGACUUUUCCCUCUUUACUAAGUGUAUAUUUGAUGGGUUUUUUUGGCUCAUUUUUCUUGAUUUUUGGCUUUCAAUGGAAUUCUGUGCAUAAUAAUAUGGUAGAUUGUAUUGAAGAAUCAAUUUCUGGGGGGAGAGAUUUUUCUAGACGUUUGUCAUUUUAGAGACAUUGAGCUCAAAGGGUCAGUGUCAAGUCUUUGAGGUGGCGCUGUUGCAGGGUCACCCUUGCACAAUAUACAUCUAUUUCAAAAAACAUCAUCAAAGGUGAUAGGCAACUGAAAUGGUUUUGUUGAAUAUAAGAACAUUGAAUCAGUCUCAACACUAAGGUCCAUGUUCUUGACGAGAAUAAGAAGCAGAAACACUAGUCAUUCCAGCUAUUCUUGGAUCUUGAAUGACCUAUCUCCUGUUGCUUUAAGYCUAUCACCUUUGGCGAUGAGGUUUUUUGGUUUUUUGAUAUAGGUGUAUACUUAGGAAGAGCAAAGCAAAUUUUGGAACAACUUAAGAACAUGAUUUUAUGGCAAUAUUUUAUUACCAAAGUGUUCUUCAACUAUCUAUCAACAUGCAUAGAGGUUUUAUUUGUUUGUUAAGAAUUUUUUUACAAACACUGAAUCAUAGAAGCAUUGAUUAGUAAAUAGUGUCCUUUGAAGUUUGAUUAGUUCACAAGACUUAGACCUGUAGUCUAUGGUACCAGUCUAAUAGGUUCAUCUAAUAUUACCACCCUCUGGAACCAUGGUCAGGUGCAAAAAAAAUUACUUCAGCUGUACAAAGUUACAUUUAAUAUUCACAAAAAUACUAUAAAAUGAGAACACAAA